AUGACGAACAAAUCUACAAUGUUUUACUCCGAAAAAUUGGGGCUAAGUCCUACUGACAACUCCAAUUGGCGAUUGCGUACGUCAAUUUUGGGUGCUGCGGUUUGGGAGUAUGUUGAAACACCCCAAGCUGAUGACCUUCAGUCGCCAAUGGAAAAGUACCUUCUCGGGUCCGACGAUUUUGAACCGCCUGUUUACAAUGACCGAGCAAAAGAUGCAUUUGAAUCUGCUAUCAGAGGAGCAGAGUUUUUUAGACUGCUACAGGCCGAAAACGGGACUUGGCCCAACAUGUACCAGGGUCCCAUGUUCAUGACGGUUGGAUAUGUCGCCGCAUGCUACUUCACCAAAACUACAAUCCCGGAGGCUUACAAAACUGAAAUGAUAAGGUAUUACAUAAACGUUUCGCAUCCUGUUGAUGGUGGCUGGGGCCUUUACAACGUGGACAAAUCCACGUGUUUUGGCACUACCAUGGGCUAUGUGUGUCUAAGGCUACUGGGACUGCCUCCGCACCACACCGCCUGUGUGAGGGCCAGAGACACUUUGCAUCGACUGGGAGGAGCCGUGGCGAAUCCGCACUGGGGAAAGGCAUGGCUGGCAAUUUUGAACCUUUAUGAAUGGGAGGGUGUUAACCCGGCACCAGCAGAUUUAUUCAUGCUCCCCCAGUUUCUUCCAAUAUUCCCCUUCAAGUGGUGGGUUCACACGAGAGCGAUAUACCUUGCAAUGAGCUAUGUGAGCUCUGUCAAGGGAAAGUGUGAACUUGACCCGUUGCUUCUCUCGCUCAGAACCGAAAUAUAUACCAAAUCGUACGGAAAGAUUGACUUUUCGAAAGAGAGAAACAACGUGUGUGGGGUGGACUUGUAUUAUCCCCAUACCGGGUUUCUGAACUUAGCAAACAACGUGCUAGUGUUCUACGAGAAGUAUUUGAGACCAGAUUGGUGGAACCGCAGAGUGAAUAAAACAAUUUACGAAUAUGUUCUGAAGGAGUUGAAAAACACAGAAUAUCUUGGGAUUGCACCCGUGAGUGCUGCGUUCAACACGAUAGUGACUUACAUGGAGGAGGGUCCUGACUCUGAAAAUUUCCAAAAAACCAGAGAUAGACUUAGCGAGGUGCUAUUCAAAGGGCCUGAGGGAAUUACCGUGAUGGGCACCAAUGGCUCCCAAACUUGGGAUUCGAGUUUUGCUGUUCAGUACUUGUUCAUGGCUGGCCUUGCAGAGAGACCCGAGUUCAAGGAUAUGAUUGUGAGAGCAUACAAGUUUCUGAUUCGUUCGCAGUUCACAGAUGAGUGUGCUGAUGGAAGUUUCAGAGACAGGAGGAAAGGAGCCUGGCCUUUCUCGACGAAAGAGCAAGGUUACACCGUCAGCGACUGUACUGCUGAGGCGAUCAAGGCGAUAAUCAUGGUCAAAAACAGCGAGUACUAUAAGGAUGUGCACCAUCUUUAUGACGAGAGGAAUCUUGAAGAUGGAAUAGACAUUCUUCUGGGGCUCCAAAAUGUGGGCAAUUUCCAUUUUGGUUCCUUUUCAACAUACGAAAAAAACAAGGCCACCCCGUUGCUGGAGGCCUUGAACCCAGCCGAAGUUUUUGGAAACAUCAUGGUGGAGUAUCCAUACAUCGAGUGCACAGACUCGUCAGUGCUUGGUUUGAAAUACUUCACCGAUCACUACGAAUAUCGUCGUGAUGAAAUCAAUUUGGCCAUAGACAGGGCCAUCAAGUACAUUCGUGCCAACCAAAACGAAGAUGGCUCGUGGUAUGGGUGUUGGGGUGUGUGCUUCACCUAUGCCGGGAUGUUCGCCUUGGAAGCCCUCUCAGUUGUUGGAAACACAUACGAAAGCGAUCUCACAGUUCGCAAAGGAUGCGACUUUUUGGUCUCAAGACAGCUUCCUGAUGGUGGGUGGGGUGAAAGCAUGAAGUCAUCUGAAAUGCACGAGUAUUUCAGCUCCCCCAACAGUCUGGUGGUUCAAACGGCCUGGGUGGUCAUUGCGUUAAUUCUUGCCGAGUAUCCUCAAAAAGACGUCAUAGACCGUGGAAUCAAGUUGAUAAUGGACAGACAACAAAGCGGUGGUAACUGGAAAUUCGAGUCUGUGGAAGGGGUGUUCAAUCAUUCAUGUGGAAUCGAGUACCCCAACUACAAGUUCAUGUUCACCAUCAAAGCUUUGGGGCUUUAUUCCAAGACUUAUGCAUAA
Molecule: messenger RNA, 2178 nt
Organism: Kuraishia capsulata CBS 1993
Lineage: Eukaryota; Fungi; Ascomycota; Pichiomycetes; Pichiales; Pichiaceae
Exons: 1
Coding region: 1-2178 (725 amino acids)
Biological process (GO): ergosterol biosynthetic process; triterpenoid biosynthetic process
Cellular component (GO): lipid droplet
Molecular function (GO): lanosterol synthase activity
Source: RefSeq, a predicted model, not a curated record